AAUCCCAUCUCCUGCCCCUCCCUCUCUCCCGAGGAGGCCGCUGUCUUCCUCUCCUCGUCCAUCUCCCGCUAACGACGCUCCCGCCCUGGGCCCUCGCAUGAACGUGAGCGGACAGGGAUAUGGGAGUCGCAGCUUCGCGAGCCGAUGAGUUUGCCCCCACUCAAGAAUCCACCGAUGGCGACCUUCCUGAAUCUUCCGCUUCUUUAUCCAACGAUGAUCGCAACGGAAGCAGUCUCGCCAACAUUACCAUCACCGAGUUCAUUUGGAGCUUUGGGGGGAGCUCCGUUUACGUUACAGGCGCUUGGGACGAUUGGAGGGUAAAAGCAGCGCUCUCCAGAACUUCCCCCACCGAUUUCACAGCAGUCUUGGCUCUUCCUGUCGGCACUUUCCAAUACAAGUUUAUCGUCGAUGGAAACUGGAAACAUAGUCCGGCUCUCCCCACAGAACGGGACCAGCACGGCAACCUCAACAACAUAGUCGUAGUGAAAGCAAAUGUCCCCGAGUACGACUCCAACGUCCAAAUCUACCCGCAAGAUGUCCCCAAUUCUCCCGUCGAAUCGUACGAUUUCUCUAUACUUCCGCAAGAGGAUCACACCACUGAACCCCCUACCCUGCCACGGUUACUCGCGAGUGCCCCCCUCGAUGCCAUGACAGACGAACCACGACACGGUGCAGAUUUCGUUCGAUUCAACCACAUGUUCUCGACCAACUCGGACAUCCCGUAUGGAACGCACGAAAUCUCAACCUUGGCUUCUGAGACUAGAUAUAAGAACAAGAUUAUCACCACAAUUUUGAUCGCUUCUACAAACAAGGCUCAAGAUCGACUCUCUGUUCCUGUGCAAGGCUAUAGACAGACAAGGACCCAUCCCGUUCCGAUUACACAUCAAUCUAUGGGUGAGUCGCAGUCUUUGAUUUUGGAUGCCCUGAAUAAUGCUCUUCUAAAUUUCACAAGUCCAGUUUAUUCGACAUAUUCGUUUUUAUGUUGCCCCCGCCCUACGGAUAGCGUUCAUGCCGGGAAGAAUCUUCAAGUUCAAUUUGUUCUCUAUUGUCUUCAACUAGAACUGUAUCACGCGUCAAUGUGUCUUCAGAAAGUUGUCUAUCCCAUGCACUGUGCCCCAGGAUCUCGUUGCCGACCGGAUCGAGAAUUCACGGUGAUACGCAGCCCCUUGAUGCUUAGCCUCGAGCGUAGCGAGGACUGCAGCGUGACUGUAGGCGUAGGCGCUGAGCGGAUAGAGACGCUUCAAAAUAAGUGCAAGGAUUUUCACAAAUCUGUUCAAAAAAAACAGGUGGAGCCGAACUGGUGCCUUGACCUUGGGGUAAAGGCGUUUUCGAGAGAUGGUAAUUUUUGUCUGGCACUACGGGAAGGGGUCAUCGAUGUGAGACAGAUUGACUCACUAAAGAUGGUUUCGGCUGAAGGCAACUGGGUCGUCCUGGCGGAUCUGAAUCACGACGUUCGUUGA
Molecule: messenger RNA, 1460 nt
Organism: Chondrus crispus (carragheen)
Lineage: Eukaryota; Rhodophyta; Florideophyceae; Gigartinales; Gigartinaceae
Exons: 5
Coding region: 120-1460 (446 amino acids)
Molecular function (GO): protein binding
Source: RefSeq, a predicted model, not a curated record